Molecule: messenger RNA, 1152 nt
Organism: Limulus polyphemus (Atlantic horseshoe crab)
Lineage: Eukaryota; Metazoa; Arthropoda; Merostomata; Xiphosura; Limulidae
Product: SUN domain-containing ossification factor-like
Exons: 7
Coding region: 119-1150 (343 amino acids)
Biological process (GO): protein folding in endoplasmic reticulum
Cellular component (GO): membrane; cytoplasm
Source: RefSeq, a predicted model, not a curated record
AAUUUUUAUUUGAACUAGUCAGUUGUAUAAAAUUCUAGUUAGUUAACUUUUUUUGUUAUUUAAUUUAUCAAAACGUAAAUGAUGUUAGGAUUAGGAACACAGCUUAAACAUCAAAAUAAUGAAAAUUUUUAAAGUUCUACAAGUUUCUUUAUGUAUUUUUAUUGAAUUUCUUAUUCGAGGAUGGUGUACUAAUAGUAACAGAGUACUUCCUCAGAACAACACAGAGGCUCAGAAUGAAUUACAUGAAUCAAGUCAACUUCCUGUACAACUGGAGAAUGAAGAACUAGGUGAUGUUUCUGGAGAGACCUUCACUACAAACAGUAAACUUGUUGCUUCAGCUGCUAAAGAUUUUAAUGAUGUAGAAAACCACCCUUUUGAAGAAGAGAGUAAGGAUAUUAUACAGUUGCCACUAUCUUCGGAUACACAUCCAGACAUUACAGGCUCUGCAGAAGAAUCCACAGUUAGAGAGUCUGUAGGUGAACUAUCUGCUACAAAAGAACUCUUCAAUCACCCAGUAAAACAUGAUGUGGAAAAUCAACUGAAGUCGGUAAAAGAAACAAGUGAUCUAAAGCAAGAAAUGCAGCCUCUACAAACCAAGAAUUCCAGUCAAUUCGCUGAUGAACAUUCGGAUGGUGCUAAGUAUCUGUCUAAAGAUGAAAAACCAACAAGGCAGACACUUACUGAUGAAGAAGAAGAAAAUGGUCUUCAUUCUGUGAUAGACAAAGAAAAUCAAGACAAGAACAUUCAAGGUGUUGGCAAUAAAAUGCAGCAAAAAUGGCCAGUUGAAUUUGAAAAAGGUGUGAAAACAGACCAGGAGAAGUCUACAGACACUCCUCGGUCAGAACCAGAUGUCAUGCCUUCGUUUGAUGAAUGGAAAAAAAAAAUGUUGGCAGAGCAAGAGAGAGAAGGUAUUGUAUUGGUUCAAGACUUUGUUCCAGGUAAGAAACUUGCAGCCCAUAAGAGAAAACAGAACUAUGCAUCAUAUAAGUGUGGGGCAAAAAUCAUGGGAUCCAAUCCUGAAGCGGAAGGAAAGAGUCGUAUCUUGAGUGAGAUGAUGGAUGAAUACAUGCUCAAUCCGUGUAAAGCAAAGAUCUGGUUUGUGGUGGAGCUAUGUGAGUCGAUUCAAGCCAACCAGGUGUGUGUUAAGUAGUU